AUUUUUUUUACACUAACUUUGUAAUUUUCCUUCUAUUUAAGUAAAUUGAACCACGGACAAAUUUUAGUAUCGUUAGUAAAGUCUGUCCAAUAGUUUCACAGCACAAAAAUGAAUUUAUUAAUAAAAAUUCUCACUUUCCACAUAUUCAUGUAUGGAAUUGUGUCAGCUGAAAUAAGCUGCGCUGAUCGAGCAAAGAAAGUAUCUGUGAACAUGACAGAUUGCUGUCAGUACCCUGAUUUAUUUGAUAUGAAAAUUUUUAACGAAACUUAUGAGAAAGUUUUAGCAGAAGGCAAAGCAGUGCCGGCAACGCCUCUAUUUGACUGUCUCGUCGAACAAGCACUUUUUAAAUCAUUAAAAUUCAUUGACGACAAAGGAAACCUCGAUGCUGCCAAAAUCAAUCAAACAAUAUCCGAAGUCAUCAAAGAUCCUGUUUGGAAAUCAACAAUUCUUAAUGCAAUGCCAAAGUGUCUCAGUGAAGUACCGAAAAUUGCUGAUAAAUAUCAAACAGAUUUAAAAAUUUCAAAGAACGUUUGUGAUGUUAAGUUUGACAUCAUUGCUGAUUGCGUUGACAUAACCGCAUUUAUGAAUUGCCCAGAAUCUUCAUGGAUCAAAAGUUUACCUAAAGCAAAUGAAACUGUAGCUGCAGCAUGUGAAAAUACAAAAUCAUUUAUAAAAGAUUGUUAUUCGGAUAUAAAAGCAUUUGAAAUUUUCCUAGAGAACCAGAAAGAUUAGUUAUAAUAACGAUUGUUAUGUUUUGAGGUUCCUUUACUUAUUCCUUAAGCCUUUCUUUUUCUGGAUUAUGGAAUCAUCAAUGUGACAUCAAAUUUUGUCACAUCAUCAACAAAAAAAACCUUAUUUAAAAUUGACAUAAUUUUUUUGAGUUAAAAAUAAAUUACAUGUUGAAUCACCACAAGCAAUUUGCAUGAUGAAAAGUUCCGGUUCUGAUUAAAUGACUGUUUUCAGCCAACAAUAAACCACAGAAUAAUAAAAUGCACACACUGAUGGUUCAAUUUAAUUAAUUUAAUCCACCUAGACACAAUGUCUCUUUUAUUAAAAUUACCACCAGCCAGCCUACACAUCCGUACGUAUAAUUCCCAACGAAUCAACAUGUUAUCUAAUUGCAAGCAUCCAAAAUCUUCUUAAAACCACAAAAUUCCGUUUUAUUCAACAUACAAUGACUAUAGUCUGAAUAUAAAUGUUAAUCAAUCUUAAUCCUUAAUCUGUAUAAACAUUCGAAGUUUAAUGUUCAGCAUUGUAUUCUCCUUAAUCCAAUUAAUAUAUGGCGCAACAGCCGUAAAAACGCCUACAAAGAGAACGCAAAGUUCAUUAAAAAAAAAUUCCAGUAACAUUUCCAUAAAAUAAUUGACAUAAUCUCAUGUUACAUGAUACCUGGGUAUGGCGGUUCUGCACAUGGCUUAUUGCUCCAACUGACAAUGCCAACUUGAACGCCAUCAACAAGUAAUGGACCGCCUGCAAAUAAAAAUAGGUCUUUUAUGAAGUCAUUCUGUGUUAUCAGCGAAUUGAUAAUCUCGAAAUAUUCGCGUCAAUUGCCUUACCUGAAUCUCGUAUAUACGGCAGAAAUGAAAAGAGAGGAAGAAGGGAUGUAAUUAACUUUUAUGGCAUAAAAAAUGGAGAAUUAGUAGGAAUAUUGCAUGCAAUUGAGUGAAGCGCAUUUUUUUCGUGGAAAUUUUUAUGAAUUUUACUGAAGUAGAAUGACAAAUUGUGGAUAUAAAAGGCGGAGGAAUUUGAUUGAAGGCUUGUUAUUUUUGUGAUUAUUUUGGUUGUCAUUGAAGAGGUUCAAUUUGAGAGUUUUUUGAUUAUUAAAAACUUUAUGUUUGAAGAUUUAAAGCUUGUCGUGUUAGCUGAGAUUAGAUCGGAUUAUGCUUGAAAGUUUAAAGCUUGACACGUCAGCUGUGCUUCGCUCAGCAUAUGUUUGAAGGUUCGACAACUGCUAGUCAACUGCUAAAAGAAACCUAGUUAAUCAGCUAGCUAGAAACACCUCUAGUGUUGAUUAUAAGGGAAAUCUAAGAUGGGAAAUUGUGAAUGUCACAAGCCGGUUUAUUGAUCAGAAAUCCGGCACUAAGAUGUUGUGACUCUGGCAUAGAGGUGAAUUUAAAUCAAAGCUAGCACUUUGCCAGAGUCAUGCCAGCUUGGCACCAGAUUUCUAUUGGAUUGACCGACUUGUGCUAUUCAAGAAUCCUGGACGCAACCAAUUUUUGUUCUUAGUUGAUCGAUUUUCUAUUCUAAGUAAACUUCAUCAGCCUUAAAAACCAGCCUCUGCUCAUAUCCUCUUCAAACCCAAACCGCCAUUUCAUAAGAAUCCACUUCCACAUAAUCAGCACUCAAACAAUGUCCACACAAAAAUAUAUAAAUUGUCUAUUAAACUUAUCUUUGCAUUGUCCCUUGUAACCACCUUCAAUUCCAGCACAAAUAUUAUUGUAGUGAAUUUCCUCUUCAUGUAAAUCUGCACAAUCACUUUGGCUAUAGAUUUGAUAACUCACUUUUUGCAAAAUUGUACUUAUUUCAGCAUCUGUUCCAGUUCGUCCCCAACCUUAGAAAUUGACAGAUUAAAGAAGACUUGAGGAUUUAAGUGUAUAUGAGCUGCAUACCUGCCAAAACAGCUGGCGUUCCUGUAGAAAAAUAAUCACUAGGUAUUGGCAGCUUCACUUUGUAUUCGAACAAUACAAUUGUCAUUGGACUUUUUGUUUUAAUUAAUCCGAUAUCGUGAAACAAUGUAAAUGGAUCGAAUUUCUCGUGUAUUAUUGUCCUCUCAAAAUAAACAGUAUUUAUUCCUUUUGAUCCAUGCGAUAUCACAGUUGUUCCAUAUUCAAUUUGAUUCGUUGUUGGAUCGUCGUCAUUGAGACAGUGAGCUGCAUUUUAUAUGUGAAGUUCAAAAAAUUGUGACGAUGAAAGAGAAUAUUUUUUAAUUAAUUUAAUUAACCUGGAGGCUAUGAAAUUUAAUUUUGGAUGGUUUUUACACAAAGUGAUAUUUGAGUUUGUAAUUGCUUUGUUGGAAAUGGACAUUUUAUUGGAACUAAAUGUAUAAAACUUUGCAAUUCAUUUAAUUUUGAAGAUUUUUUUUAAAAAAUGUCUAAAUUUCUAUAGCAGUUCCAGUUAGAAUUUAUUGUCAGGGGUGAAGACUGAUUUGAUUAUAAUGAGUCGUUUAUUCUACUUAGAUUAUCUAAAUAAUGAAAUCUUUGUCGAGGGUUGAUUACAUAGCCAUAUCUUUAUUUGAAAAUCUUAGCAGAACCCGAUCAUGUCUAUCAACAUUCAUGAGUCUCUCCUCAAACCUAUUCGAUAAGAUAUCUAAAUAUUGGUUGGUGCAUAGACCAAAGUCCAGUUUGUAGGAACCAAAGGGCUAUUUAUAGAGCUGCCGGUGAAAUAAAAACAAAAAAACCAAUGAUCAUAUCUGGGGCCGUUCACUUAUGACGUCCAAGGGGGAAAGGGGGGGGGGGGGGUCAGAGCAAGAAAAGUUUUUUUUGAAAAUGCCCGUAAUUUUGGACAUCAUAAGUGAACGCCUCUUUUAAGGAAUUUAUGAAAUUGGUCUGCAACUAGUGUUGGCUAAACCAAGGACCUUGAAAAGCUGCUCAGUACUGGCAGGUCUCCAUUUUCUAGUUACCUCCCUAGUUGAGCCUCCUUUUCUGACUUAUUAUAGCCAGGUUCCACUUAAGGCUUCCAAUUCUCAUAAAAACUAUGUAAGAGUAUCUAUACACUAAGAAUAUUCAACUUCAUACCACACCCAUGACUUCUUAAAACAUCAAAAUAAUAAAACCAACCAGCAGUAAGAACCCAAUCCUUAUUCAAUAUAGUUCCACCACAAUAAUGAAUAAAUGUAGAAUCGUUAAAUCUCCACUGAAGUGACACUAAAAACGGAAACUCUUCAAUCCUUGCAUCCGUUCCAUUAACAACAAAUGGAGUGAUUUCAAUUGGACUAGUUGCAGCUAAGGUCACAAAAAUCACUAAUAAAAAUGCUUGUUGAAGCAUUUCCAAACAAGCAAUUGAUUCCACGGACUAAAGAUAACUGAAC
Chironomus riparius is the source of this 4027-nucleotide messenger RNA. The record is from the annotation of a GenBank genome assembly. NCBI's taxonomy places the organism in Eukaryota, Metazoa, Arthropoda, Insecta, Diptera, Chironomidae.